Molecule: messenger RNA, 392 nt
Organism: Aspergillus costaricaensis CBS 115574
Lineage: Eukaryota; Fungi; Ascomycota; Eurotiomycetes; Eurotiales; Aspergillaceae
Exons: 2
Coding region: 1-261 (86 amino acids)
Source: RefSeq, a predicted model, not a curated record
AUGACUCGCAUUGCUUCGAUAUACGAAUUCUCGUCGUUCGGUGUGAGAGGCGAAGUGAUCACCGAAAACAGCCUCCAAGCUCAUACAUUCCGGUCGCGAGAUUCCCAUUACAUGCACGAUACUGUAGGGCCUAUAUUGCUGAAGGGUAUUGUUCUUACUCCACAUAUUCCGAUGAAGUGUCAUCCUCGCUGGCCGCGUCCGGUGCAAAUGUUGUCAAUUGCCGCGAAAGUUCGAGGCCGUGGAAGGCUUGCCCUAUCCUGAAAGCAACAGGGCCUUUCGAGGACUCUCUCGUCAUCCUUUAAGGCGCAUAUGAAUAAUGAAUUUCUUGAUUGGAGAAGAAAGAAGGAUAGCAAGCAACUUAUAUAUGUGUUACCUCUUAGUCAUUCAUGGAC